CCCGUUGUUUGACUCACGAAAACAUCAAUGCAGCGCCAAGAGAAACAGACUAAACGAGUCUGCACUCUGCAGUAGUGGACUAAUGGCAAUGGCGCAAUCUGGACAAUCCGCCCCGGUGAGUCUUGGGGUUGCCAUUUGGUGAGAAGAGGCAGGGAAGAGACCAAUCCGCGGGUCUUAUCGUUUGGCCAAGAUGUAACUAGUCAUCGUGCGCCGAGAGACGAUCUUCAUCACUGUUCAUGUUUUUUUCACUCUUUCUCGCCCAGGCUACCUGUCAGCUCCGGACUUUGCUCUGAACAUUUUCUUCCGAGGCCGGUUGUCGGCGCCGCCGUCGAUAAAUACUGUGACUACCCCAGGCCCGGCGCCGGCGUUGUGCAGGCCCAAUUUCCCGACUCUUCCUCUCUGUCCAUAUCAGUUGGUGGUAUCAAGUCAGAAACUACUACCCCAAAUCCCACUCAUGGCGGAGAAGCCCCCAGUCUCGUCUACCCCCGAGGGGAGCGACCUCGAAGCCUCCGACCCGGAACCCCAGAUGAAGAAGCUCACCUUCUCCCAGCGCUGGAACCAGAAUGUCGACCCGAAGCACACCGACCUCAUCUGUUUACUGCUGUGCUUCACCACGGGGCUCUGCGACAGUAGUGCAUAUAAUGCGUGGUCGUGUUUCUUAGCCAUGCAAACGGGAAACACCAUCUUCCUCGGCCUAGGCGCCUCCAACCAACCCGCCAACAAACCGUGGGGCUGGCUGAAAUCCCUCAUGAGCAUCGGGUGGUUCUUCAUCGGGGCGCUGGUCUUCGCCAACCUGACGCGACGCAGCGGCAACCGCGCGCGGGGCACUCUGGUGCUCUCCUUCCUGGCGCAGACGAUCCUGAUCAUCAUCGCCGUGGCCAUCAUCGAGGCCGAUCUGAUCCCGCACACCUCGACGGACAGCAAGCUGACCGGCGGCCGGCUGUUCCUGGAGCUGAUCCCCAUCGCGCUGCUGGCGUUCCAGUCCGCGGGGUCGAUCACCUCGUCGCGCGCCCUGGGCUACAACGAGAUCCCGACGGUCGUGCUGACCAGCGUCUACUUCGACGUGGCCUCCGACCCCAAGCUGCUGCAGGUGCCCAACGGGAACGUGAAGCGCAACCGCCGGAUCGGCGGGGUCGUGUUCCUGUUGAUCGGGGCGAUUGCGGGCGGGUGGUUGAGUAAGACCUCGGGCGGGAUGGAGUCGGCGCUGUGGAUGGCGGCCGGGGUGAAGUUGGUGAUUGGGUUGGGGUGGUUGGUCUGGAAGGGGGAGACGAAGGGUUGA
Molecule: messenger RNA, 1279 nt
Organism: Aspergillus aculeatinus CBS 121060
Lineage: Eukaryota; Fungi; Ascomycota; Eurotiomycetes; Eurotiales; Aspergillaceae
Product: YoaK family protein
Exons: 2
Coding region: 455-1279 (274 amino acids)
Source: RefSeq, a predicted model, not a curated record